Messenger RNA from Daucus carota subsp. sativus, 979 nucleotides. Its product is annotated as protein SPEAR1. NCBI's taxonomy places the organism in Eukaryota, Viridiplantae, Streptophyta, Magnoliopsida, Apiales, Apiaceae. Bases 38 to 700 code for a protein of 220 amino acids. The transcript has 4 exons. The record is from RefSeq and is a predicted model, not a curated record. Gene Ontology annotation, molecular function: DNA-binding transcription factor activity.
AUUUUUUAUCGGUUACAAUCAAAGACAAUUAAUCGGUAUGAUUAUGUCGGUCUCAAAAGUCCAUGAGAAAAUAUUAGCUAGCGAGAUGUCCUAUUUAAAGAAAAGCAUAAAAUCUAAGAUUAUUUACGUAAAAUCUGAUCCAGCUAGGCAGGGAUCCAGGUUUAUAAGGAGAGCAACAUUCGAGAUCUUUGUUGAUACUUGGGAGAUGGGAAGCAAUUAUAAUGGAGAGAAAGAGCUUGCAGCAUCAUCAAGAAAGGGGAAGAAUAAGAAGAGUGGUUCUGAGAAGCCUAAGCAGCCACAGAGAGGCUUAGGUGUUGCUCAGUUAGAGAAAAUUAGACUCCAUGCUCAAAUGGAAAUGGGCGGAGAUUUUAUUCCAGCUCCUAAUACUUUUCGUCCAUUUACUAAUCCUAUUCAGAUGGGCUUGGGCGAUUUGGGAAGACCAAAUAUGGGACAUGGUGAUUCACAGCCUACUACUAAUAAUACUGCAAGCAGAUGGACGGCUGAAAAUACCAUCUUAAACCCUCACUAUUAUCAACAACCAUCUAUCACUAGAAACCUUAUAGACCUAGAGCUAGAGGCCGAGGAAUCAGUGGAGAAGAAGAAGAAUGGCCAGAUUGGGGAUUCCAUGGGUUCAGGCAGCCAGAGGUCGGGUUCGAGUGGAAGCCAGGAGUUGGAUUUAGAGUUGAGACUGUCGCUUUAAUCUUUAUUUUUUAGAUCAUGUGAUUCAGCAUAUGAAUUGAUCACCAGUAGUCUUGAAUGUUUAGCUUGAGGGGAUUAACUUCUAAUAUAAAUUCAUAGACUUGGAGUUUUUUCAGACUUUGUAAGCAAGUUUUCAGGAUUUUUUUCAUAAAUUUAUGGAACUUUCUCAUGUCAUGAUUGAGAUGAUAAUACUUUUAGUACUACGUCAUGUAUUUACCAAUCUACGUAGAGCGGUCUUCUUUUGCUGAAAUGGCUUCUGUCUAUAUAUUAAAAUUUCGAA